UCCAUGACAACACUGACUCUGCAAGCAUUUAUUUUCACAUUACUGUUUCUGUUCAUUUCCUAUUCUAAAUCCUAUAGCGAUGUAGUUGAACACAUAAUGAGGGGAGAGAGAUAGAGUAAUAAAAAAAUGCAGGAUUUGUCAAGUGGACGAGGAUAAUAUACGUCACAUUUGUUUACUGGUAAACAGUGAAGGGAAAAUACUGAAACUGCAUGUGCUGUUGUCAUCUGAAUUUCAUCUGAACUAACAUACGUAUUUGAGUGGCUCACAUGGCCAGCACAGAAAUAUGACAAUCUGUCAGCACAAAUCCAUGCUGCAUUGCACACGGAAUGGACUCCAAUGGUGAUGAAAAUCAGGAAUGGACAGAGGACCAAUGGGAGAAAUGGCUGACUCAUGACAUCGGUUUGGAUGAAUUCGAAGAUGAGGAUCUGUCAGAAAUAACAGAAAUCACUGAUGAGUUUGUGCUCAGGGGGCGCAGCUGCUACAUCAAAGAUCAUGUGAAGAAGGCGCCCAGUAGUGGUCUGGAGGAGAUGGAGGCGGGAGCAGUGGCUCAGAUCCAGUCAGAGGAACAGCCCAUACAUCUCAUUGACGCUGUGGACAGGACUCAGAGAGGGGCCUGUCAACACGACAGCAAAGCACCUGCUAUGGAUUCACCUGCUCUUCCUGUCACCAUGGAUACCUACCGUCCAAAAAGACCCACCACUCUCAACUUAUUCCCGCAGGUACCCCGCACGCAGGACACUUUAAACAACAACUCAUUUGCAAAGAAGUUCAGUUGGCAGGAGAAAAUCUCUCAGUCCUCAUCGCCCCUAAAAACAGGAGAGUUGACGCCAUCUCGCGAGCACAUCUGUCUGAGUGAUGACGAGAAGCUCCAGCAGCUCAGCAGUGGAAGUCGAGUUCAUCUGAAAGACUGUGGCACCUCGACUGACAAGCCACCCAUCAGCUACUCCUCCAAAAAGACUCUUUCUUCUGCCCCACCUUGUAAAGCCAGCGUUCACCGAGAGGCAGGCCACUGCGAGCGGAUUCGUUACCACAACGAUGUUCGUCUUGAAGCUACAGAAGAAAUAUAUCUGACACCAAUACAGCGCUGCACAGAGGCUGUGGAACACGAGAGAACCUCUGCGCUCACCCAGGUCAUCGAGCAAAGGCCGACGUCUGACAAUGAAGCACCACCACCGUAUGAGCCCCCUUUCCAUGAGCAGAUGAUUCCCUCUGUCAGAGAACAAGAGGAGAUGCUUCAACCGCCUUCGUAUUCCUCAUGCGUGGAAGCGUUGGCAACUCGAGAUCCUGACAGCAGUGGUGAAGAAGUCAUCGGAGAUCUGUGUUACAGAGAUUGUGGUGCUGGAGAGACUCAUGCGCCUCACGAGAGCAUGCCAGGACCUCUGAUACACUCCGGUACACUUCGGACGUCUGUGAGCAACUCGGAUGCAAGUGGACUGUCCUAUGAUUCUGUGAAGUACACAUUGGUUGUGGACGAACACGAUCAGUUGGAGCUGGUCAGCUUGAAACAGUGUUACCGUGGCUACAGCAAUGACAGCGAUUCUGCGACGCUCUACGAUAACUGCGUGUCCUCUCCGUACGAGUCGGCGCUAGAGAAAGAGGAUGAGGAUGAAGAGGAUGAGGAUGAAGUCAAGGGAAGAAAACCAUGUGGGAUCCAAUGCAAAGCUUCAAGCUGCCCUUCAGAGGACUCCACACAUGAAGCCGACAUUCAAUUUUCUCGGAAAUUUGUUAAUGUUUUCAUGAACGGCUACUCACGCUCUUCCAGUACAGAAUCGUUUGGUUUAUUUUCUUGCACAAUUAAUGGGCAGGAGAGGGAACAGACACACAGAGCUGUCUACAGAUUUGUUCCUCGUCAUGAAGACGAGCUGGAGCUGGAUGUUAAUGACCCUCUGUUGGUGGAGGUAGAGGAUGAGGAUUAUUGGUAUGAAGGCUACAACAUGAGAACAGGAGCACGCGGCAUCUUUCCUGCUUAUUACGCCAUUGAGGUCUUCAAGGAGCCAGAGCAUUUAAAAGUAAUAAGUUCUCAGUGGGUUCAGCAGUACAGACUGAAAUUUCUUGGCUCGGUCCAAGUGUUGCAUCACAAAGGCAGUGAUGUGCUGUGUGCAGCUAUGCAGAAGAUCGCGAUCAACAGGAGGCUGAUGGUACACUAUAAUCCACCUUCAUCUUGUGUGCUGGAGAUUAAUGUCAAGGGACUGAAGCUCACAGUGCAGGACGAUUAUGUAAGAAGCCGCCAGUUUAGUCACUUUUUUCAUUUGAAAAAUGUGUCAUUUUGUGGCUACCAUCCCAAAAACAGAAAGUAUUUUGGUUUCAUCACAAAACACCCCUCUGAUGAGCGAUUCGCCUGUCACGUGUUUGUGUCUGAGAACUCCACUAAACCGCUGGCAGAGUCUGUGAGGAAGGCGUUCCACUUAUACUACAAAGAGUUCGUGGAGGUCACGUGUCCCACUGAAGAUAUCUACCUGGAAUAAACACCAUCACCUCCCCACUGCAAUGAGCUGCACAGCGAUGUAUAUAAUAACUACACUACAGGAAUAUAUGAGACAUAAUAUCAGAAGUUAAUCAAAGACUAAUAUGAGGAAGAGAGAUUAUAUGCACUUAUGAAUUGAUGGAUUUAAGGAAUUUAUCCUCUGAUCAAGGCACAAGAACUUCAGGAGAACUAAAAAAGAAAUAUGAUACGAUGUUAAAGAGGUUAUUUCCCAGAAUGCCGAGGAUUUCCGAAUGGUUUGCGAGAGUGAUUUUACUGCUUUUGCUCGCGUGUGUUGUGGCUCUGUAUUUGCUUCAAGCUUAACAUAUCGAGAUUUUUAAUAGCACAAAAUACACUGUGUAAAACACUACAAAACUCAUUAAUGUUAACCAGUUGAGAUAGUCGAACCAAAACCAUCUUGUGAUGUCUACGGUACUUUACAGGUUUACCAGCAUAAAUCAUUUCUGCCUGUAAAUGUACAACCGAUUUAUGUCCAUGAUUAUUAUUUUGAAAUGCCGAAAAACUUUUUCUGCUCUAGUUGGUCACCAAAUAAAAAGAUUUAAUAAAUAAAUAAUACUUAUAUAUAUAUAUAUAUUAUAUAUUGUGACAUGAUUAAGAAGUAUUUAAAAUUCGGCUCUAUUUCUAGGUCACUAAUGCAUUAAUGCACGCUGUCAUUAAAAGAAUAUUCCGGGUUUAAUACAAGUUAAGCUUAAUUUGUGGAAUAAUGUUAAAUAACCAAAAAUACAGGGGGUCUGGGUACCUCAGCAAGUAUUGACGCUGACUAUCAACCCUGGAGUCGUGAGUUUUAAUCCAAGGCGUGCUGAGUGACUCCAGCCAGGUCUCCUAAGCAACCAAAUUGGCCCGGUUGCUAGGGAGGAUAGCGUCACAUGGGGUAACCUCCUCGUGGUCGUGAUUAGUGGUUCUCGCUCUCAAUGGGGCGUGUGGUGAGUUGUGCGUGGAUUGCGAAGAUUGGAUGAGUCUCCACAUGCUGUGAGUCUCCGCUGUGUCAUGCACAACGAGUCACGUGAUAAGAUGUGCAGAUUGACGGUCUCAGAAGCGGAGGCAACUGAGACUUGUCCUCCACCACCCGGAUUGAGGCGAGUAACCGCACCACGAGGACCUACUAAGUAGUGGGAACCCGGAAUACUCCUUUAAGACUCUUCAAUAUUUUGGUACCUAAACGAAAUAAGCUCAUUUGUGACAUGUGUCAAUGCUCAAUAUACAUGUUUUCACAGGUGGAUUCAGAUUUUGAAUGGCGGAUAUACUGAAUAAUUCAGGAAAUACAUCAUUCAAAUACAAGUCUCAAAUAUCACCACAUGCUAACAGGUGUAAAGCAAUUUUCCUUUAUCGUGUUACUGUGUGCAUGGUCAAGUAUCAGAUCAAGUCAUUUACAGUUGCCGCUUACGUCCCUCUCCCAUUCAUAAUUACAAUGGUAAUUGUUACCAAAUCCAGAAGACACCACAGUGCCAUGAAGUUCCCUCUGAAACUCUGAGUGACUCGGAGUAAUACAUGUUCUCCAGUAGAGAUGCCUCUUCACCGUUGAGCUGUGUGAGGUCACCAGAGACUCUUAUCCUGAGGUCAUUCUUGUAAAAGCAAGUUUUGAGCUUGAGUUAUGUGCAAAUAAUGUGUGCUCAUUAAAGGCUUGUUC
Xyrauchen texanus (razorback sucker) is the source of this 4109-nucleotide messenger RNA. RefSeq names its product C-Jun-amino-terminal kinase-interacting protein 1-like. Gene Ontology annotation, biological process: regulation of JNK cascade. The record is from RefSeq and is a predicted model, not a curated record. NCBI's taxonomy places the organism in Eukaryota, Metazoa, Chordata, Actinopteri, Cypriniformes, Catostomidae. Gene Ontology annotation, cellular component: cytoplasm. The transcript has 12 exons. Gene Ontology annotation, molecular function: protein binding. The coding region runs from base 327 to 2465 and encodes 712 amino acids.